UAACAUCGUCAACAAAGGUAGGUGACAAAAGAGUGCGGAUUCGCAAGAUCUACCGUUGUGGCGCAGGCAGUGCUGGCAAGUGGCUCAGAGGAAGACGCUGCUUACACUGAUACAGUCACGACGGCUUCGGAGCCCGAACGUCGCAAUGCCGAGUUCGGGGCGAAGAAGGACCCUUCCUGCUUCAGGCUUGGCGCCGAAGUUGACAGGGCCGAGGAUACAAGUGGAGCCUGACUACAGGAAGUGUCCAGGCAGCGGUCUUCCUAACUUCAUCAGACGAUCAUCAUCAAGGCUUAGAUCUAUUUAAAAUUCGACGGUUGGACUUGGACUGCAGCUGCGGACGGGGAACCGAACCCCACUCAAGGGCAGCUCCUGUUCCCGCCGUUGACUAUCCCCCGGCACUAAUGCAGCAUGUCAAGCGAGAAGAACUUCUGGCCGAAACUGCGACAUCCUUUCCGAAAGCCUGUGCCUCACGAAACCCCACAAAAGCUCUCCGACAAUGACAGCAAAAUCUCCAAUGCGACUCGUGGUUCCGUUAUUGUCCCAGUGUUCCAAGUUGACCCGCAUAAAACAUCCGAAUACAUCGCUCAUACCGAGAGCGUGCGAUCCUUAUCCACGGAAGAGUCUUGGGAUCCACAAGAUUCCUCGAGCCAUGGAGACAAUUAUGUCUCCAGUUGGAGUGACCAGACGGGUUGUACUACUCCAAGCGCUAAUUUCAGUUCGUUUUCUGGUCAGGCAGUAUUGCCUGCCGCCUACCCUGGAACAUGUUCUCCUAGCACAAGCGGUGAUCUUCAAGGGAGGCUAGGUGACGCAUAUCGCCAUAUUCAAAACAUGCCACCCUCGCCGAUAUCACCCACUAUCAGUCAAUUGACUGGCGAUCCCCGCACGUAUCAUAAGCAAUUGGGAGUGCCACAACAUUCGGUCAUCAAUCAGCCAAUGCUGAGGAUGCCGAACCUUCCAAAUCCUCACGCGGCUCAUGAAAGAUCACAUUCACAACCCCUUCCGUCAUCGUUUCCCUCUGAAUCUCUACCCGUGUCAUGGACUUGGGCCAACGUACCUGAACGGAGUAGCGCUCCACGAUAUCGUCAUCCUCAAGUCAAGGCACAAUCACCGGGGUAUCCCCAUCAACCUGCGAAACCUUCAUUGCAAAUCGAUAUUGAUGUCCAUUCUAAUCUUAGUCGUCCAGCGACUACAGUCCAUUCCUCUCAAACCUCGCCCGCCAUGGUCGCCGGCCCUGUAAAGCACUAUUCCGCCGAUACCACAGUGCCGUUGUUGCCGCAGCCGGAGUAUAGCCGUAUUAGAUCAGAGCUUUCGCCUCAAAGGAGGUCAAAGUUGAUUAAGCGACACUCACCAGCAAUGUCCCAUGUUUCAAGCCCAUCCCAUUUGCCAUACCACGCAGCCUCGGAGGAGACUCGUACUCAAGAGGAUGGCAAUGUUAGAUUGGAGCUCCCGCUUCAAAAGAGGUCAAAGUUGAUUAAGCGACGCUCACCAGCACUAUCUCAAGUCUCAAGUCCACCCCAUUCGUCAUACCCCAUUGCCUCGGAGGAGAUUGGUACCCCUGUAUCAUCCAACCAAGAAUCAAACUCCAAUAUGGACGUCCGCAACCAAAAUAUUUUGCCACUCGUUAGGCCUCCCUCACCGCUCCGGCUAGACAUGCCGAUACAUCAGCCAUGGCACGAUCGGCGAACAAAUUUUGAGUUAUCACCCAUGCGGAGAAGCCACUACAGUAGUACAUCCGUUGCCUUGUCCACGUCAACCACCCAAAAGGCUAGUCCCAGCACUGAAGCACUCGCGUCUUUGGCAUGGAUUGGUGCAUCUCCAAUGGGCACUUCUCUCUCGACAUCUUCCGUCUCUUCUCAUUACACCCGAUACAACCCUGUCCCGACCGACGAUGAGAUCGAUAUAUACAUGGCAAUGGACGAAAAUCUAUCAGAUGAAGCUGUGGUGGAACAGCUCGAAAUUAUACGGAAACGGAGUCGCAAGGACAAGCAUCGGUCACUCCCUGUCCCGAGGGCCGCUAGCUAUGGCUCGGCUAGUAUCCCACUUUCUAAGCAAGGAUGUAGCCCGCUCGGAGAUCACCUCGCCAGUUACCCAAGUUCGCUAUGCCAAUCAGAGGAGUCCGAGCCCGUUACGCCCCUACCCGUGAUUUUGGAUGAUCUCGAGUUGGACACUGAUGACGCCGCUCUCUGGAGUACUGCCAGAAGGGCAUUGUUUUGCAUUCGAGAAAUCAUCGGAACGGAGAGAAAGUACCAGGAAGCCCUCAAGAUGCUCCUGACAGGACAGACAGCAAAUCAACCACCUUCGCUGUUGUUGACAUACCUUCCUGACCUCGUACGAGCGUCAGAGGCGUUGUUGAGGGCCUUCCUUGACGACCCCUCCGCUUGGGGCGUAUCCACUGCCUUUAUGGCUCGCGAAGAUGAUAUUGAAGCUGCUAUGGUUUCGUGGUGCGGCGUGGUAGGGAACUUCUUUACUGAUAGGAAAUGGCGUUCGCGCAAGUCUCCCCUGCCCUCCGCCACAAGCAAUCCUCUUGCCCCCGUGGUGGAGAAGUCGAGUGGAAACUCUUCUCUCACUAGUCCACCCCCUCUGCUAACUUUAAUGAAUGAGGCAGGGAGUAGAAUUAGAGAUAGACAACGGACCGUUGAACACUACUGGAAGGUGUCUGAUGACGGUAGCGUUGACUCCCACGCAGAGCGACGUCCUAGAGCCAACUCGGUGGACGGUCGAUCAAAGGGAGAGCCUCCGAUUCGGAGACACAGUGUACGAGAUCUUGCAAUUCAACCAACGCAGCGAGUCAUGAGGUAUGUUUUGCUGUAUCGAGACCUCUUGGAGAGCACUCCUCCCACUUCUCCUUCCCGCGCACUUGUUGAGAGAGCGCUCGAAGCUGCGACCCGCAUUGCUGAUAGGUGCGACCGUGCACAAGACAAUACUGCCUUUUUGCAUAUAUAGAAUGGUUUGGAUCUUCAAUAUGUAUUAGCAUUUGGAUAGCUGUACCGAUUCAUAGC
This is a messenger RNA of Suillus clintonianus, 2999 nucleotides long. RefSeq lists its product as uncharacterized. The transcript is spliced from 5 exons. Gene Ontology annotation, molecular function: guanyl-nucleotide exchange factor activity. Lineage: Eukaryota; Fungi; Basidiomycota; Agaricomycetes; Boletales; Suillaceae. The coding region runs from base 409 to 2943 and encodes 844 amino acids. The record is from RefSeq and is a predicted model, not a curated record.